This is a messenger RNA of Penicillium mononematosum, 1038 nucleotides long. Its product is annotated as DUF1295 domain protein. Gene Ontology annotation, molecular function: oxidoreductase activity, acting on the CH-CH group of donors. The coding region runs from base 1 to 1038 and encodes 345 amino acids. The transcript is spliced from 2 exons. The record is from RefSeq and is a predicted model, not a curated record. Gene Ontology annotation, cellular component: membrane. Lineage: Eukaryota; Fungi; Ascomycota; Eurotiomycetes; Eurotiales; Aspergillaceae. Gene Ontology annotation, biological process: lipid metabolic process.
AUGACAUUUCUCAUUCCCCCCUCAACCCUAGAGAACCAGGCCUACAGCUCUCUCCACUCGCCACCACUUAGAAACAAGAUAACACCCGGCGACGUGGGAAUCCUGAAAUCAACGCUCCUACCUUCGUUCGGCCUCUAUUCAAGCCUUUCACUGGCAACUUACAUUGCAGCCGAAACAACAAACCGAGUCGAACUCAAAGACUGGCUCUGGCCCUCGGCGCAAGUCCUCAAUGCCUGGUGGACCGCCGUCGGACAACCGAUGUGCAAACACGACAUCUCAUUUGAAGCAGCUUGUCGGGCUCUACCAUGGACCGAAAGGGUUCUUCUAAGCUGCGUUACCAUCUGGGGCGCGAGGCUCUUUGCCCGCAUCGCGUGUCGGUCAUUAUCCCGCGGGACAGAUGAUGCGCGGUACGAGGAAGUCAAAAAGGAGCCGGGCUUUUGGAAACGUGCAUUUUUGAAAAUGUUUUUACCGGAAGCUGCUGUUUUGAGUGUCAUCUCUUUGCCGUUCACGGUUCCAUUCACUAUGGGUGAUGCUAUGCCUCGCAUAGGCGAUGAUUUGGUGAAUGUUGUUCGGGCCCUUGGUGUUGGCCUUUUUAGUGCUGGGUUUGCGAUGGAGGUUAUGGCAGAUACACAGCUUGCACUGCACCAACAGGAACGGACGGAUUUGUGUCGACAUGGUGUUUGGAGUUUGGUGCGGCAUCCCAAUUACCUGGGCGAUACCUUGGUUCAUUGCUCGUUUGCUUUGCUUAACAUGGCUGGUCCAUUCAAUCCAGUUGUGAUACUGGGGCCUCUGACGAACUAUCUCUUCCUUCGGUUUGUGGGUGGCGACAAGCAGACUGAGGCUAGCCAGGAAGAGCGCUAUAAGUCUCAGGAUCCACACAAGCAUGAGCAGCUGCGACAGUGGCAGAGAGAAAAGAAUAGUUUCUGGCCUGAUUUACGGGACUUGGUGAAUCCAUGGGCAUUGGCCGUUGCCGGGUGUGGAUUUAUUGGUGUGGUGAUUGAGGAGGGAUUUAGAGGUGCUUAUCUAAAACAUACAUAG